Molecule: messenger RNA, 444 nt
Organism: Lactuca saligna
Lineage: Eukaryota; Viridiplantae; Streptophyta; Magnoliopsida; Asterales; Asteraceae
Source: the annotation of a GenBank genome assembly
AUGGUUUCAAUUAUUGCAGAGCAUCUUGGCCUCCAUCUACCCAAUAACCCAACAAACAUAAUCAUGGGCCGUACUUGUCUAUCAAUUGAUGUUAUGGAAACAAUGCAUCUCUUCCACCGCCUUCCCACUGGGGAUAUUCAUUGGACAGUAGAUGGGAAAGAGUAUCUACGUGUUACAGUAGACCAUAGUCCUCCACCCUCUCCUCCUCCUGCUCCUAGUGCUGGUGCUUCUAGCUCAUCUCGCCUUAUUCCUUUUUCUGAACACAAUCUUUAUAUGGGCGAGUUUGCACGUUUGAAUAAUCGUUACACCAAUCUACAACAGGAAGUCGAGGACAUUUAUACGGGUGUCGCUGAAAUCACUUCUGAUUUUCAGGACUACCGUAACUUGCAAGAAGAGCAUUGGGCCCAACAAGAGUUGUGGUGGGCUGAACAGGAUCAAAGAUGA